Molecule: messenger RNA, 1266 nt
Organism: Xenopus laevis (African clawed frog)
Lineage: Eukaryota; Metazoa; Chordata; Amphibia; Anura; Pipidae
Gene: ecrg4.L
Product: ECRG4 augurin precursor L homeolog
Biological process (GO): cellular senescence; regulation of cell population proliferation; anaphase-promoting complex-dependent catabolic process
Cellular component (GO): cytoplasm; extracellular region; apical plasma membrane
Source: RefSeq, marked provisional
ACAUUCUGAAGCACUGCUUAUAUAAGGGUCACCUUGUCUGGUAGAGGAGCACAAGAAACAUUUGUACGGACAAGCGCUGGAUAAGCAAGUACUUAUUUCUAAGAUAUUCACGGGGAAGAAGGGAGAUGAAAAUGGUUCUACGCGGUGAAAAAGGCAACCAUGUGCCUUUAUUCUCUCUCAGACGCUGUGGCCUCACUAUGGUGGUUCUGCUUUUCCUUCUUGUAAUAUUGCUAUGUCCCGACAGUACAAAUGGAAACAAACUUAGGAAGAUGCUGCAGAAGAGAGAAGCUGUGGAGCCAUCUAAACCCAUUGUUUCAGUGAAAGAAAGCAAAGCUAAUGAGUUCUUGAAUUCUCUAAAGAGGCCAAAACGUCAACUUUGGGAUAGGACUCGACCUGAAGUGCAGCAGUGGUACCAACAAUUUCUCUACAUGGGUUUUGAUGAAGCAAAAUAUGAAGAUGAUAUGUCUUACUGGAAGAAUCAGGGACGUGGAGGCAGUGAAUACUAUGGAGGCUUCCACCAGCAUCACUAUGAUGAAGAUGCUGCUAUUGGGCCACGCAACCCAUAUACUUACAGGCAUGGAGCUGGAGUCAACUAUGAUGAUUAUUAGAUCCAGAAUAGACUAUUAUCCCCCCCCCAAAAAAAAUGCUUUGUGACAAAAAAAUAAUUAACAUUGUGCAUUGCAUUAUAAAAUGUCCCAUACUGGCAUCUUACAGUGAUAAUAAAGGAAAAAGACUUUUGAAUAUAUAAAGGAUUGGCAUCUACCAGGGCAAUUGGAAUUACACCCGCUUCACAAUUUCAAAGUUUGUCCUUAUAUGAAAUGGCUAAUAAAAACACAAAUAUACAGUAUAGUAUAUAAAUACACAAGAGCUAAGACUAUCCUUAUAAAAUGUGCUUAGUGAUGUCAUUGUUAUAAUAGGAGCUUAGUGAGGUCAUUUCGGUCACAUGACUAUCUGAAACUUGUGUAUUAUAAUAAAUAAAUUUUCCAUGUUGAAAAAUAGGAGGAUAUUAGAAUUCACCACGGAGUUCCAUGACAUGUAUAAAAGCAUUUGGUCUUUGGCCUUGUGCUUUUAUAUGGUCAUGGAACUCCUCGGUAACUUAUAUUUUACAUGAGGGGGUACUUUAUUCACUAUAUAAUAAAAUCGACAACAGCCAUGAAUAUUCUGUAAAGUAUAUCCUUAUAAUCUGUUCUUAGUGAUGUUAUUCCUGUCACGUGACUCACUUAAACUUGAGUAUUUAAAUAAAUUAAGUACCACCUGCUGAAAAAA